Molecule: messenger RNA, 652 nt
Organism: Manduca sexta (tobacco hornworm)
Lineage: Eukaryota; Metazoa; Arthropoda; Insecta; Lepidoptera; Sphingidae
Gene: GOBP1
Product: general odorant-binding protein 1-like
Exons: 3
Coding region: 58-561 (167 amino acids)
Molecular function (GO): odorant binding
Source: RefSeq, a predicted model, not a curated record
UUAUUAUAUGGUGUAUAUUAGCAUGAAUGAGACCAGAGAAGCAGUUCGAGCAGUAUCAUGGGGCAAAACACACGGAGCUUGGUGCUGGUGGUCCUGGUGGGGCUGGUGGGAGCGGUGUCUGCUGACGUCCAGGUGAUGAAGGAUGUCACGCUAGGUUUUGGACAGGCGCUAGAACAAUGCAGGGAAGAGAGUCAGUUAACAGAGGAGAAAAUGGAGGAGUUCUUCCACUUCUGGCGUGAGGACUUCAAGUUCGAGCACCGCGAGUUGGGCUGCGCGCUCCAGUGCAUGAGCCGCCACUUCAACCUGCUCACCGACUCUAGCCGCAUGCAUCACGAAAACACUGACAAGUUCAUCAAAUCGUUCCCUAAUGGUGCUGUCCUAUCAAAAACGAUGGUGGAACUUAUCCACAAUUGUGAGCUACAACACGACGCAGAAGAGGACCACUGCUGGCGUAUCCUCCGAGUGGCGGAGUGCUUUAAGAUCUCCUGCACGAAGGCUGGCAUCGCGCCUUCUAUGGAGGUCAUGAUGGCGGAGUUCAUCAUGGAAACUGAAAACAAAUGAUUCAUGAGAUUAGGUUAGGGUACAGGGUACAACGGCCUCGCUUUCCGAUUGGACGAUGUUUUGUUAUCAAUCAAUAAAUUAUUUGACUGUC